GUUCCAAACCUGAAAAAUGCAGCUUUUGUUGCUUCUCAGUUUUCUGGUUUUCUACAGCACCCAAGUCUGGGCAAGAGAGAGACACUACUAUAUUGGGAUUGUUGAAACAGCUUGGAAUUAUGCUCCCAUCAGUGACGAGAAGAAACCUAAUUUCCAAGACUUAGAACCUGAAUCCCAAGCCUAUCUUCAAAGAGGGCCAGACAGAAUAGGAAGCACAUAUAAGAAAGCUGUAUACGUUCAGUACACUGACAACCUCUUUACAAGGACAAUUGAAAAACCAUCCUGGUUGGGGUAUGUGGGCCCUAUUAUACGAGCAGAGACUGAAGACAAAGUUAUCGUGCAUGUAAAAAACUUUGCUUCCAGAGCAUACACGUUCCAUACACAUGGGGUAACCUACUAUAAGGACCAUGAAGGUGCCCUCUACCCUGAUAACACCACAGGCCUGCUCAUGGAUGAUGACAAAAUACAGCCAGGAGGGCAAUACACAUAUGAAUUAUCUGUCCAUGAAAGCCACAGUCCUGGUUUUGAGGAUAGUAACUGUGUGUCCAGGAUUUACCACUCACAUAUCGACGCCCCAAAAGACAUCGCUUCUGGACUCAUUGGCCCUUUGAUCAUUUGUAAAAAAGAUACAUUGGAUAAUGAGAAGGAAAAGAAUAUUGAUAAAGACUUUGUUGCUAUGUUUUCUGUGGUGGAUGAAAACAUGAGUUGGUAUUUAGAGGAGAACAUUAAGACCUACUGCUCGGGAGAAGUUGCAAAAGAUGACGAAGACUUCCAAGAGAGCAAUCGGAUGUAUUCUAUAAAUGGAUAUGUCUUUGGAAGCCUCCCAGGUUUCACCAUGUGUGCAGAAGACAAGGUGAAGUGGUACCUUUUUGGUAUGGGUAAUGAAAUUGAUGUACAUGCUGCUUAUUUCCAUGGGCAAGUAUUGACUAAUCAGAAUCAUCGAGUGGAUACCAUAAAUUUAUUCCCUGCCACACUGGUUGAUGCCUUAAUGGUGGCAAAGAACCCUGGAGAAUGGCUGCUUAGCUGUCAGAAUUUCAACCAUAUGAAAGCUGGUUUGAAGGCCUAUUUCCAGGUGCAAGAUUGCAAAAAACCUUCCAUUAAUAAUGUUGAUGGACAAAAUAUUAGGCAUUACUACAUUGCAGCUGAGGAAAUCAUCUGGAAUUAUGCCCCUUCUGGUGUAGACUUAGAUGCACCUGGAAGCUCCUCAGAGGUAUUUUUCAAACAAGGAGCUGAUAGAAUUGGAGGAACUUAUAAAAAGCUGGUUUUCCGUGAGUACAGAGAUGAUACCUUCUCCAACCGAAAAGAAAGACUCCCUGAAGAGGAACAUCUGGGCAUCCUAGGUCCAGUCAUUAAGACAGAAGUUGGAGAUACCAUCAAAGUUACUUUCUUUAACAAGAGUCCCUUUCCUCUCAGCAUUCAAGCAACUGGUGUGAGAUUCAACAAGACUAAUGAAGGAUCCCAUUACAAUUCAUUCUUUGGAGGAAUUCCUUCUACUCCUUCUCCUUCCUCACAUGUGGCACCUCAGACAAAAUUUACCUAUGAAUGGACUAUCCCAGAUGAAGUGGGGCCCACAUACAAGGAUCCCAACUGUUUAACCAAGAUGUACUACUCUGGUGUAAAUCCCAUUAAAGACAUGUUUACUGGGCUUAUUGGUCCUCUCAUCAUAUGUAGGAAAGGAAGUUUGAACUCUAAUGGCACACAGAUAGGAGUAGACAAGGAGUUCUAUUUGUUCCCCACAGUAUUCGAUGAGAAUGAAAGCUUGUACUUGGAUGAAAAUAUCAAAAUGUUUACAAAAGAACCUGACCAGGUGAAUAAAGAAGAUGCUGAUUUUCAAGAAUCCAAUAAGAUGCAUUCUAUCAAUGGAUUCAUGUACUGGAAUCAGCCUGGACUUGAUAUGUGUCUAGGAGAUGAUGUUUCUUGGCAUUUAUUCAGUGCUGGAAAUGAGGCUGAUAUACAUGGAAUAUACUUCACAGGAAACACAAUCCUCUCUGACGGGGAACGGAAGGACACAGCCAACCUUUUCCCUCAGACAUCUCUUACGGUCCUUAUGACACCUGACUCUGAGGGACUUUUUGAUGUUGAGUGCCUAACAACAGACCACUACACAGGAGGCAUGAAACAGAAAUAUCAAGUGAGACACUGUGAGAAGUCUACAGCUGAUGCAACGCUCUAUCUGCAUGAGAAAGUCUACUACAUCGCUGCUAAGGAGGUGGAAUGGGAUUAUUCCCCAAGUAGGGACUGGGAAGAAGAACUUCAUAAUUUACAAGAACAGUACAAUGUUUCCAAUGCAUUUUUAGAUAAAGGAGAAUUCUUCAUAGGUUCAAAAUACAAGAAAGCUGUGUACCGUCAAUACACAGAUAGUACAUUCAGUACUCCAACAGAGAGAAAAGAAGAGGAGAAACAUUUGGGAAUUCUAGGUCCACAACUUUUUGGAUAUGUUGGUGGCAGAGUUCAAAUUGUCUUUAAAAAUAUGGCAUCAAGACCUUACUCAAUACAUGCCCAUGGGGUGAAAACUCCUAAUUCUGUGGUAGUUCCAACACAACCAGGUGAAAUACAGACUUAUACCUGGGAAAUACCUCUAAGAUCUGGUGCUGGAAUAGAAGAUUCUCCUUGUAUUCCCUGGGUUUACUAUUCAACUGUAGAUCAAGUUAAGGAUCUCUACAGCGGAUUAAUUGGUCCUCUGAUUAUUUGCCGAAGACAUAAUAAAGCUGUAUAUGGAGCCAUAAAGAAACUCCAGUUUUCUCUCCUAUUUUUAGUUUUCGAUGAAAAUGAAUCUUGGUAUUUAGAUGAAAAUAUUCAAACUUACUCUGAUGACCCAGGAAAAGUAAACAAGGAAGAUGAAGAUUUUCUAGAAAGCAACAAAAUGCAUGCAAUUAAUGGACUAAUGUUUGGAAAUUUACAUGGUCUGACAAUGCAUGUUGGAGAUGAAGUCAACUGGUAUCUGAUGGCCAUGGGAAAUGAAAUUGAUCUGCACAGCGUGCAUUUCCAUGGACAUAGCUUUGAGUAUAAGCUCGGAGUUCAUCGCUCAGAUGUCUAUGACCUCUUCCCUGGGACAUUCCAAACGAUAGAAAUGUAUCCCCAAAUCCCUGGAACUUGGCUACUUCACUGUCAUGUGGCUGACCACAUUCAUGCUGGAAUGGAAACUACCUACACUGUCCUUAAAAAUGAAGAGACAAAGUCUGGCUGAAGGAAAUCAGAUGAUGCUAAAACUGCAAUAGCAUUCUACAGAAAUUAAAACAUAGAACAGAAAUGUGGACUUGACAUAUUUAUGCACAUUAAAAAUUAUUAAAAACCCAA
Molecule: messenger RNA, 3297 nt
Organism: Dromiciops gliroides (monito del monte)
Lineage: Eukaryota; Metazoa; Chordata; Mammalia; Microbiotheria; Microbiotheriidae
Product: ceruloplasmin-like
Exons: 19
Coding region: 17-3187 (1056 amino acids)
Biological process (GO): iron ion transport
Cellular component (GO): plasma membrane
Molecular function (GO): copper ion binding; oxidoreductase activity
Source: RefSeq, a predicted model, not a curated record